AUGCAGGAAGUUAUAAAGAGCUGCGAAUUCGCCAGUUCUAAAGUGGAUGACUUCGAGACGCAGCUUGUGGGACUGCAUGACCGUGUCUCGGCAAUCGAGGAGAUCAAGGAGGUGCUGAAGGUUACCCAAUCAUCAGUGGAUACUCUGCAACAGGAGGCAAUUGAUAAGGAUCAAUGGUCGCGCCUUAAUAACGUGGAAAUAAAGGGGGUUCCGGUAAAAAAUGGUGAAAACCUGUUCAAUAUUGUGGCAUCAUUGGGUGAGCAUAUCAACUUGCCUAUUCAAAAUUCUCAAAUUAACUUCGUUACGCGAGUGCCGAUAUUUAACUCAAAUGAAAAAUCUAUACUGCUUGGAUUUGUUAACCGUUAUGUAAAGGAGGACUUUGUGGCAGCCGCCAGACGCUCUAAAGCUUUAAUUGCUUCUGAUUUGGGCUUCUCGAACUGUGAUCAGCGCAUUUAUGUGAAUGAUCACCUAUCACCGGGCAACAAGAAGCUUCUUACAAAGGCAAAGCAAUCUGCUAAGGAAAAGAACUAUGCUUAUAUAUGGGUCAAGCAUGCUAAAAUUCACAUACGUAAAAAUGACUCAUCGCCCGUUCUUAUUAUCAAGUGCUUAAGUGAUUUAAACAAGUUGAAGUAA
Messenger RNA from Plutella xylostella (diamondback moth), 633 nucleotides. NCBI's taxonomy places the organism in Eukaryota, Metazoa, Arthropoda, Insecta, Lepidoptera, Plutellidae. The record is from RefSeq and is a predicted model, not a curated record.